AUGCUAGCAGUCCGCAGGCUACCGCGCGUGUGCGCCAGGCUCUCUGGGAUUCGGGGAAAUGCUUCUCUCGAAUCAGUGGCGACCGCGUCAUCAGAUGCCAUAGUUCCUCCUCCGACACUGCUCCCAACCUCAGCUCUGACUGUAGACCCGACACUACUGCCUGCAUCUGAGAAGACAGAGGCAUCUCGUUCAGAAGAUACUGCUCAGGAAAACGGAAGGAAGCCUCGGCGGGAAUGGCCAACUCGUCGGCCUCCCAUAUCUUUACAGCGUCCCCGGGAAUGGAACAGGCCGAUCGCGAAGGGCGUCUUGCCAACGUAUGACUUCGCGCUUGAGUAUAUAAGGGAAGAUUCCAAGGCUUUGAGAGAGGAGCUGAAGGAAGUCAAAGCUGCCCUCGCGAUAGCUCGUUCUGGGAGCGAGAGCGACGAACAGUCCUUGGCACAACUAGAGGAGAAAGCUAAGAUAUUGGAAAUUCAGAGCGAAAUAAAUCUACCAAAUGUGCGAUGGAAGGCAUGGAAUGGCAUGGCGGACAUGCGAAAACUGGCCUACAGACACCUCUUGGAGCAGAGGUGGAGGGAGGAUGGCCCCCUUGACUUGCUCAUGGAACGUGUUCACCAAAUGAACGUCGUCCCCGACCUUCUCCCGUCGCUAAAUCCCACCCUUGACCUCCGUAUAAAUUUCCCGGAGCCACCUCCAAAGGACGUCUACUUGCGAUCUCGUGUAAAGCGCCGUUACCAGAAAGUUGAACCCGGCGUAUUUUUACUGCCCGAACAGACAUGGAGGCAGCCCGUGUUAUAUACGACUGUGUUCCACACCGACACUCGUCUUUACACUCUGCUUAUGCUAGACCUUGAUGUGCCGGACCCUGAGAAGCAGUCGUUCCAGUCUUACCUUCAUUGGUUGCAGCCGAAUGUUUCUCUAUCCGCCUUCUCCCCUUCCCCCAUCCCAUUAUCUACAACCCAUACAAGAUAUAUUCCCCCGCAUCCACAACGUGGUACGCCUUACCACAGAUACGUCGUUCUCCUUCUUCCACAGCCUUCUACGGAGCGGAUCUACGUACCGGUCCCAUCUGAUGCAGAUAGACUGGGCUUUGACUUCCGUGAAUUUGCACGGCAAUACGGUCUCGAUGGCAGCAAGGGUGGCGGUGCGCAUAUGUGGAGGGAAGUUUGGGAUGAGACUGUCUCUAAGAUUUACUCCGACGUUCUCAAAACUGGGGAGCCCAAAUUUGGGCGUGCGCCGAAGCCUGAUCUUUACGCCGAUGUCAAAGCUACGAAAAAGUAUGUGUAG
This is a messenger RNA of Fibroporia radiculosa, 1284 nucleotides long. RefSeq lists its product as uncharacterized. The record is from RefSeq and is a predicted model, not a curated record. Bases 1 to 1284 code for a protein of 427 amino acids. NCBI's taxonomy places the organism in Eukaryota, Fungi, Basidiomycota, Agaricomycetes, Polyporales, Fibroporiaceae. The transcript has 7 exons.